Messenger RNA from Didymodactylos carnosus, 4481 nucleotides. The record is from the annotation of a GenBank genome assembly. NCBI's taxonomy places the organism in Eukaryota, Metazoa, Rotifera, Eurotatoria, Philodinida, Philodinidae.
AUGAAUAUUCAUUCUUCUCAAGGUGCUGAAUUACUGACCAAUUUUGUAACAGAAGAAGUUGUUAGAAAAACAGCUGGAGCGCUAGGAGAUUCUGCAGUAGAACUAUAUAGAGCGAAGUAUGUGAAGAAGACUUUUACAUCGUAAAGACUUUCAUCGAUUUCUUCCCUUCCUCUCAUUUUCCCCUCCUGAUCCUUUCUUAUUCAUUCGAAGAUAUAUUGUGCUAUGCAACACUCACUAAAUAUGAAAAGAAUACGUACCUGAAAUCAAUAUUCCUCAUAGUUGCUUACGCAUAUACUAAUGCUUCCUUUUUUUUAUUGAUGUCCUACGCCAAAACCUCGAUGUAUUGUAAAAAAAAUAUGUUCACAUUUUGCUUACUUAUUUGUUAUACUUAAUCAAAAUAUUUGAUUUUCUUAUUGUCAUUUCAUUAUUUAUUAACAUCACUUCUAUAUUUUUUUAUAUAUUUUUGAAUACUUUCGAAUACUUAAAGAUGCUGUAUUUUGUCUCCUUUUUAUUUUAAAUUCGUGCUUUAUGAGAAAUAAAUUGAAUUUCAAUUUACAGUUUUUAAUUAGCCAAAUAAUCUUAAGAUCGCAAUACUUGUCAUAAUGGAUUUUCCAUCUCAUAUUGCACACUCAUCCCUACAAUGCUCAUUUCUUUAUAUAGAGCAAAAGACCAAUGAUGAAUUUCUUUCUUUGAAUGACAAAGACACGAAAUGCUUAGAUGCGACUGUUCUAUCUGGCCGAGAAGUUUUUUAUUACGAUAAUAACCGUGCAUAGAGAGAGAGCAUCCACUCUCCAUUGAUUCUCGAAUCUUGGUUUUCUGCUCAACAUCGAGUUCUAGUAGCCAGUGGCGGAUUUAAGGAGGUGGUGGCGGGACGAUCGUCCCGCUUCGAGAAAGUUUUUUCGUUUUUUUUUUACAGCAGAAAUGAUCGAAAGACGAGUUCAUACUACCUCGAAUUAUCUUAAGAGAGCGAUUUUUGUCUAUGAUCGCACGCUCCCUUCUAAAAUCCUAGAUUCACUACUGCAGAGGAACUUCUUGAAAUAGUCUAUAACUUAAAAAAUCUGUUAAUUGUCCUAAAGAAAUUUUUUUUCUUUUGACAAAACUGGAUUAACAGAUUGUAAAUUAAAGUUGGUGUUGUCUAAAAUACUUUUUGCUUCGACUUCGAUCGGAUAAUGAGCAACAAUUGCAUAGACAAGAAUCUGGAAAGAACGGUGUAGUGAUAAAACACUUCCCAAAACGGUAUUCGGAUCAUUAUCUAUCGGAUUAUCUAUCGGAUUAUCGGAUCAUCAACUCGAUGUCAGAAUAAGUAAAUAAACCUUCCACUUUUCUUCUUCAUUUUUUCAUCAUUCUUUCAUUGAAGACAAUGAUCAAGGUCACAAGGAUAACCGCGUCAAUUGUUGAUCGAACAUCUAAAAACUCAUGCCAUCAGACGAUCUCCAAACAAAUUUACUGAUACAGCAGAAUCUAAUAUGAUUCCAAGUUUGUGUUGUGCUAGUUUCUUAUGCUAAUAUUGUCAUUUUAAAGUUUUAUUCAUUGAAUGAUGGCGAAGAUAUUGAUGCGAGAAUGUAUUAGAUUUUAGUGAUUUAAAUCAAACGUUUUCUCUGUUUGGUUUAAUCGAAGUCACCGCUUUUAGUCAUGAAAUAAAAAGUGCAGAAUUUGGAAUCUAUAAUUCAUAAAAGUUACACGAUUUAUUCACAUUUCUCCUUCCAUUUAUCGUUAUAUUUGGCUUUCACAAAGCAUUGUGCAGCAGUUUUAUCACACAUACAAGCUUUGUAUUUCUUCGAAUCUCGUUUAUUUGUACACAUCCAAUUUUUGUCGAUCCAAUACAGAAUAUCAGCAUAACGUUUAUCAUGAGCUUGGCAACAACAAUCGACAGGUGGUUUAUCUGUAUUUCCCAUACCACAUCUGUAGUGAAGGGAACAAUAGGACUUGAAGAAACACUCGGAAACUUAGCUUACCAACAUUCAUAAUUACUGUAAUCCAGCGGAUUUCUGCCAGUAAAUUCAUCGAUGUAUUGAACAAAGCCAAUGAUCAAACUAGACUGUCGAUUUAAAGGUGAACCAGCACAUAAUGAUAGAAAAACAACGAACAGGAUAAGUUUUCACAUCAUGUUAUGUUGUUAGUAUCAACGCAUCGAAUUCUUUUAUUGCUUCUUUUUUCCAAAGAAAUAAAAAAAAAAAGAAAUCUACUUCAUAGUACCAACCGUACACUAACGACACCUACUUCAUUGUGAGGCGGUAUGUAGGUCCGUCACACAGCCAUCUCUCUAUAUGUAUGGAUGUCCGUCACACAGGCAUAUCUGAAUAUGAAUGUACGUCACAGAAACAGCCGUUUCACUGUAUGCUUGUACGUCCGUCACAGGUGCAUACGGACAUACAAACAUUAAAUUUAGUAUGACCAUAGACUUACAGUCAAUGGAAUAAUUUGUUAGCUUUUAAGUAUUAAAACUAAUGAGCACGCGUUCCGAAGUGAUAAAUUGCUGUUGAGCCGAAACUUAGUUUUUCAUAGGUAACCGAGUGUGCUAAAUCCGAAUACUAUAAUGGUUUGGGCUGCUAUGCCUCGAGAAACCAGCCUCUAGAAAGCCACAUCUGAAAACCUAGAACCCAGGGACGCUAAAAACUUUUUAUGAUCUGUCCAGAUGCAAGAGCAUAUCGAAAAGUCUAUAUAAAAGUACUUUUUCAACUUUUCCGAACGCUUUCGGUGGAUUUUUUGCAGGUCAAAACUUCCAACUGUAGAAGAAGCAAAGAACGUUCCUCUUCUGUGCUGGAAGUUUUGACCUGCAAAAAAUCCACCGAAAGCUUUCGGAAAAGUUGUUUUAUAUAGGUUAUCCGAUAUGCUCUUUCAUCUGGACAGAUCAAAAAAAGUUUUUGGCGUACCUGUGAAAACCUAACUUUCGGCUCAAGAGCAAUUUAUCGCUUCGGAACGUUUCCUUGACAGCUGAACUUGUUAAGGUUAAACAAUUUGAGAAUAAAGUUGAAGACAAGCAUGUUAGGAGAUUUAUCAACGCAUCAAAUGUAAAAGUAUGAAGAACAACAUGAAAAAGACGAGUUUGACUAAUUGUAGUGCCAGUAUGUCGUUUGCCUGGUAUGAGUUAUGCAGAUGAAGUUCAUGUCAAAUAGUGAAUUGAUUACGAAGGUUAUGUUGGUGAAACAAACAAUUUUUUCAUUAGAAACUACGGUAAGCGCAUUUAAUGCUAAGCUUGAAAGUCCGAAAGAAUCAUACUGGCACGAUUCAUACAGAAACUGUUAGCUCUCUUAAUCAUAAGAAAGCUAAAGAUGAAAAAGACCUGUAUCUAUUAAAAAUACUAUGCGCAACACAAACGUUUUUGAAAUUAUUACUCCUCCAAAAAUAACCUUGAAGAUAAGUUAAAAGUAGGCUAAAGUCUCCUUGACAAUAAACAGACAUCUGUUAUUUAUGAGUUUUGACUGUUUGCGAACGACAACAAAGAAAACCUCAUCUUUUUACACAAGACACACUCGUUCUAACAAAGUUUUUCUUUUUGAAUCAAUAAUGACACAUGUUAAAUUCUCAUGUUAACUUUUCAUUCUUACUAAAAUAGAAUAAUGGAGUAAAGGAGAAUUCAUGCAUUCUCAUGACACAUCGUUUUCGAUCAGAUAUUCAUAUAUAUGUAGGUAAAAUCACAAACUAUUGUUUUCAGAGUUGUCGUGACUCUCUAAACUUUGUCGAUGUUAAGAAGUUUUUUUAUAGGUGAAUAUUGUUUUACGUUUGAAAGCAGAAAUCGUCAAAUUCGUUCUUCUUUCGAUAAAAUAUUUUUAUUUAACGUUUUUGUAAUACACCUUUAUAGUUCUCUUAUCGGUUAUUUUAACAACUUUUGGAUGAUUUGUGUGUGUGACUCUCUUAGUCUAACUUCGUAAAAGAUGUCUAACCGACAUUAAUACACUGGUUUUUGCAAAAGAGAAACGUUUCAUCAAUAGAUAUAAAACAAUAAAUAUGUUUCUGUUAUUAUCAAAUUAAUAUAAAUAAAUAAAUUGUUUAUUUAAUAGUUAUAUAAUUGAACAAAAAGACUUCGUUGUGUAUAAAUAACUAUCUUAGUUUUCUUUUUCCUAGACAAUGAGAUUUCUAUUAUUGAUGUUAAAUUCUCAUUUUACGUAAGAGAAGUUAGCAGCAGAUUUCUAUGUUCCCGCCUAUUAUUUUUAUUUACAACUGUGCCAGUUUUUCUGUUGGAUGUGCCAGUUAGAACUCGAUGAGCUCUAUCCAAUGACAAAAUUAGUUCUCCAAAAUAUUCUUUCCUUCAGUUUUAAAUGAAAAAGGCUACCAUUUAAGUGGUCGGUAUAAUAAUUGAAAUGAUCAGUAAAAAAAUUGGAAAUAAUCGGUAUAAUAGUUGAAAUGAUCAGUAUUCAAGAAAUGGCGUAAGGAAGUAAAAAAUGCUUUAAAAAAACUGAAGCGCGUUCAUUUUACACGCAUUGCAAAAUCUUUCACAUCACCCGCUACUUUUUGGGCAGCAAUUAAUCGUAUAAGACAGG